Messenger RNA from Labrus mixtus (cuckoo wrasse), 8504 nucleotides. It is a transcript of the gene taok2a, whose product is annotated as TAO kinase 2a. Bases 500 to 3967 code for a protein of 1155 amino acids. The record is from RefSeq and is a predicted model, not a curated record. Gene Ontology annotation, biological process: protein phosphorylation. NCBI's taxonomy places the organism in Eukaryota, Metazoa, Chordata, Actinopteri, Labriformes, Labridae. The transcript is spliced from 20 exons. Gene Ontology annotation, molecular function: ATP binding; protein kinase activity.
GUCUGUGCCAUCUUGUAUUUAGCAAGAACAAAAAAACGGUGUAAGAAACAAGUCCGACAACAGGAUGGGGCGAAGAUAUUGACCUGCUUUUUAAGGGGUUUGUUUUAAAAAGCUUGGCGUGGCGGGGCAUUAUGCUUGAAAGUGAGGCAGCGCGGAGAAACGUCAGCCACACCCCGUAGAACAGCGACGUUAACGUUAGCUCGCAAGCUAUCGAAGCUAAGCUAGCCAAUUAGCUAAGGCUAGUAACACAAGAGGGGACAACUGGCGAGCUCAAGAGUUCCCGUUUGAGUCCGACAAACUGUGCAAUUUGGGAAGUUUUUAAUUCAUCUCAUUGUCGCUAUUGAACCAGGGGGGUGGACUAAAGUAAGAAUGGUCCAAACGUCGUGUUGAUGUCUACUUAAGAGGAGACCCGGGAUAUGAGGAUAACUGCACGCUAGCUUGGCUGCUAACAGUUGUUUUUCGUUCCCGAGUGGAACCACGAUAAGCCGCGGCCCUGGCCAUGCCCGCGAGUGCACGGGCGGGCAAUCUAAAAGACCCGGACGUGGCGGAUCUCUUCUGCAAAGAUGAUCCGGAGAAGCUUUUCGCAGACCUCCGUGAGAUUGGUCAUGGCAGCUUCGGAGCCGUAUACUUUGCCCGAGAUGUACGCAAUAAUGAGGUGGUGGCCAUUAAGAAAAUGUCCUACAGCGGCAAGCAGACAAACGAGAAAUGGCAGGACAUCAUCAAAGAAGUGAAGUUUCUGCAGAAACUUCGCCAUCCCAACACCAUCGAGUACCUGGGAUGUUACCUGAAGGAGCACACAGCAUGGCUGGUGAUGGAGUACUGCCUCGGCUCCGCCUCAGACCUCCUUGAAGUUCACAAAAAGCCGCUCCAGGAAAUUGAAAUAGCUGCUAUUACCCAUGGAGCACUGCAGGGACUAGCAUAUCUUCACUCCCACAAUAUGAUUCACAGGGACGUGAAAGCAGGCAACAUCCUGCUGACAGAGCCCGGUCAGGUCAAACUCGGUGACUUUGGUUCUGCUUCAAUCGUGGCUCCAGCUAACUCCUUUGUGGGGACUCCCUACUGGAUGGCUCCUGAGGUGAUAUUGGCCAUGGAUGAAGGCCAGUAUGAUGGCAAGGUGGACGUCUGGUCGCUGGGCAUUACCUCCAUAGAGCUGGCGGAGAGGAAGCCCCCUCUGUUCAACAUGAAUGCUAUGAGUGCCUUAUAUCACAUCGCUCAGAAUGAAAGCCCUAUCCUUCAGUCCAAUCACUGGUCUGAUUCCUUCCGCAACUUUGUCGACUCUUGCCUACAAAAGAUUCCCCAGGACCGGCCUACCUCUGACGUGCUGCUGAAUCAUCGGUUCUUGUGCCGAGAGCGUCCGCUGACGGUGGUUAUGGACCUGAUUGCAAGAACCAAGGAUGCAGUGCGUGAGCUAGACAACCUGCAGUACCGUAAGAUGAAGAAGAUCCUCUUCCAGGAGACCCAGCAGAAUGGCCCAGUGUCAGAGGGAGGGGAGGAUGAGGAGGAGGUGGAGCAGUACCUGUUACGGACGGGGACAGUCAACAGCAUGGAGAGCUCCCAGUCGGUGCCCAGUAUGUCAAUCUCUGCCAGUUCUCAGAGCAGCUCAGUCAACAGUCUGGCUGAUGCUUCCGAUGACAGCAGCAACGAGAUGGCCAUGAUGCAGGAAGGCGAGCACACCGUCACCUCCAACAGCUCCAUCAUCCACAGACCCAUGGGUCAGGAUAACAUCUAUGAUGACCCUUACCAGCCAGAGAUGGACCAGCCCCAGGCUCCCUCAGCAGGACGGCGUCGUGCCUACUAUCGCAACAGAGACCAUUUUGCCACCAUCCGAACGGCUUCAUUGGUGACCCGGCAGAUCCAGGAGCACGAGCAGGGCUCAGCACUGCGAGAGCAGAUGUCGGGUUACAAGCGAAUGAGGCGACAGCACCAGAAGCAGCUGAUGGGGCUGGAGAACAAGCUGAAGGCGGAGAUGGAUGAGCACCAGCUGAAGCUUGACAAAGAACUUGAGAACCAGAGGAACAGCUUCUCCAGCGAGGCCGACAAGCUGGUGAAGAAGCAUCAGGCCAUUCUGGAGAAGGAGACGAAAGCUGCUCUGGCAGAAGAGAAGAAGUUCCAGCAGCAUAUACUGGGCCAGCAGAAGAAAGAACUGACCAGUUUACUGGAGUCCCAGAAACGCCAGUACCGCCAGCGCAAGGACCAGCUGAAAGAGGAGCUGAAUGAGAACCAGUCAACUCCAAAGCGGGAGAAGCAGGAGUGGUUGAUCCGUCAGAAGGAGUGUCUGCAGCAGAUGCAGGCAGAGGAGGAGGCCAGCCUGCUGCGGAGGCAGAGACAGUACUACGAGCUGCAGUGUCGCCAGUACAAGAGGAAGAUGCUGCUGGCUCGCCACAACCUGGAGCAGGACCUGCUCAGAGAGGACCUGAACAAGAAGCAGACCCAGAAGGAUCUGGAGUGCGCCAUGCUGCUGCGGCACCACGAGUCCACCCAGGAGCUGGAGUUCAGGCAGCUGAGCUCAGUGCAGCGGACCCGGGCCGAACUGAUCCGAACUCAGCACCAAACCGAGCUGACCAACCAGAUGGAGUAUAACAAACGGCGGGAACAAGAACUGCGACAGAAACACACCGUGGAGGUCCGGCAGCAGCCCAAGAGCCUCAAGUCCAAAGAGCUCCAGAUCAAGCGUCAGUUCCAGGAGACCUGUAAGAUCCAGACCCGUCAGUACAAAGCCCUGAGAAACCACUUACUGGAGAGCACUCCUAAAUCCGACCACAAGGCCGUCCUCAAACGCCUCAAAGAGGAACAAACACGUAAGCUGGCCAUCCUGGCCGAGCAGUACGACCACUCCAUCAACGACAUGCUGUCCACACAGGCUGUGAGUAAGCUGCGGCUGGAUGAGACCCAGGAGGCAGAGUACCAGGUGCUGCGGAUGCAGCUGCAACAGGAGCUGGAGCUGCUAAACGCCUACCAGAGCAAGAUCAAGAUCCACACCGACACCCAGCAUGAGCGGGAGGUUAAGGACCUGGAGCAGAGGGUGUCCAUCCGCCGGGCGCUGCUGGAGCAAAGGAUCGAGGAGGAGAUGCUCUCCCUGCAGAACGAGCGUUCAGAACGGAUCAGGACACUGCUGGAACGUCAGGCUCACGAGAUUGAGGCCUUCGACUCUGAGAGUAUGCGGCUCGGCUUCAGCAACAUGGCGCUGAGCGGCAUCCCUGCCGAGGCCUUCAACCAGGGCUACCCGACCCCCAGCCCCUCCUCGGGCUCAAGUGGCUGGCCUUCCCGACCAGUCCCCCGCUCUGGGAGCCACUGGAGCCACAGCGUCCAGAACUCGGUGUCGACUCCGUCCUGGCGCAGUCAGAACCACGGUGGAGGAGGCUUCAGCCGUGCCGAGUCCAUCGCCUCCUCCCAUGGCCUUGGCAGGGACAGCGAGAUGCACAAGAGCAGCAGAGGGCACUCCACCUCCUCCUCUUCCUCCUCCUCUUCCUCUCACCACCACCACCAUCACCAGCACCAGCAGCAGCAGCACUACAUCCCCCAGCACUACCAGCACCACCAGAGCACGCCGCAGCUGUACCGCGAAAGCCAUGACAGCAGGGAGCGCGAGCGGGCCAGGGAGUGGGUGGGAGGAGGGGGCCACUACCCGUAUCUCCCCCAGAGCCACCAUCACCACCAUCUUUCCACCCAUGCAUCCUCCCAGUCCUUGGCUCUCCUGCCUCCCCCACCCCCACCUCCCCCAAUCUCCCUCUCCUCCAACUCUCCACCCUCCUCUGCCUCUUCCUCUUCCUCGUCACAGGGAGGCUACGGAGGGGGGAACCUGAGCAUCAGGGGCCCCAACCUAAUGGCCCUCAGGAACAGCCCCCAGCCUCUGAGGAGGACAGCCUCCGGGGGGCCGGGGGGAGGAGGGGGGAGCGAUGGCGGGCUCAGCCGGAGCACAUCAGUCACUUCUCACAUUUCUAAUGGCUCUCACCUCUCCUACUCUUGAGAGCACCUGACUUCUCCUCUCUGCUCAGAUCUGUCUGACAAACAGGGCUACAAGUUACUCAGCCAGUUCAGAACAGGGAUGGGGGAUGUAGUUUGGUAGUUUUAAGUUUUUAGCAUAUUGGUGAAGGAAAACCGAUGAAAAAAGAAAAUGCAUUUUAAGAGUACAUUUUAAAGUCUCCUUUUUUUUUUAACGUGUAGAGACCUCAAAGAGUUCUUUCUGCACAAGAAAAGAGAGAAAGAAGCCUUUUAGUGGCUACAGAAAACAUUAAAAAAAAAAAUCUCUUACAUUCGUCAAAAAGUUGCACAGGAAGAUUGUUGAAGCUAAGCAAUUGUUAAAAAAGUUUUUUUUGGGCAAAAAUCUUCAACAAACAUGAAAAGAGCCAUGUGUGGCAAAGUGAAUGAGUAGAGACAAACAGGACAGAAAAGUCCACUUGUUCAUUUUGAAACACAAUGAAUCCAUUGCACAGUAUUGAGUUCUAUAGUGAGACGGUUUAACUGCAGGAGUCGCCUUUCAGACCAGGUUCAGGUCUAGGUGUAGCCAAGACCUUCAGGUGUUCAGGUUUAAAGUUUAGCAGGAAGACAGGCGACCGUUUUGAAGCUUCCACUCGGCUGCGGUGCUUUAAAAACCACUGUAACUAUGUAAAUAACGGUAAAUUGUAAAACCCAAUUUUUGAUUUCUACGUGUUUCAUAUGUUCAGCAGGUUCGGGUUCGCUGGGGUCAGGGGGACAACACAGGAAUUGACAGUAGGAUUAUCUUAAAAAAAUAAACUUCUCUUUUUUUUUUUUGUAGUGAUAAGAAUCUGUAAAAUGACAAUGAAGACAAACACUGCCAUCUAUUUGUUGACAACUCGACCACUGCCCUUUAACUCUUCUUAAACAGUCCGACAUAUUUCAGACGGGAGCUUGUUUGUUAUUUUUGAACCUCUGUGUGUCCAGAAACAGAAUAAGCUUCAUUGAUUUAGCUUAAAUAUAGAAAUAAGAACGAACAGACACAUAUUCUGUUGAUUGAUUUAUUUUUUUUAAUUGAUGUCAGAAAAUGGUAAUAGGCCGAUGUGAUUAGGUGAUUGUGAAAAUUAUUGGUUGGCUAUUUUAAUAGCUGCCAUCUAAUAACUUUGUCUCUGCUCUGUUUAGUCCAGAUCAGGAAUCUCUGAUUUAAUCUGAGAUAUUCAAGUAAAGGUGUCUUGAUUUGAAGUAUCAAGCGGGAUGUCUAAUGGUAAAUACAUUUUAGCAAAUCAAAUAAAUCUGUGUCAUGGAAAAGUUUAAAACUCAAACUGGUGUACCAAUUUUAGGGAGUUUUUGUUCUUGACACACAGAGGAGACGGGCAAUAGGAACACUGUCCCAAAAAAUGUCAGACUAACUUUCAAGGGAUGCUGCCAGAGAGGUGUGUUUUUUUUUUUUUUUUUUUUUGAGUGAGUUGAGCACUUGAAUCUGAGUGCUCUAAGUGUGCGUGCGUAUGUGUGUGUGUGUGUGUGUGAGCAGCUUACCCACACCUCCACCCGUCUCCCCCACAGUUUGGUCUGCAUCUGUAGAUAGGAUGUACAUGUUACAUUACAGAUUAGUACACUUCAGUGCAUGGAACUUGUGUACAGACAGCAUUUGUAUGAAUCUCAUGCACACUACCUAUUUAUAUAAAUGUAAGAUACCUGUGUAAAUGUAGCAGGUAUACUGAAGAUUGUUCACUGUCCAAACACUUUUAACUUGCAUUGUACUUAUGGGUGUACAUAAAAGCACUAACUUUGAGACUGUGUUAGAGUAAUAAUAAUGAUUAUUUUGUCACGUGAGUUAUACCAAUUUGUACUAGAUGCAGACAAAUAGAUGCUAUCAUUAUUAUUACCUCUACUGCAGUUGUAAUAUUUAUGUCGUAUGCUAAUUUUUCGGUUUUUAAAAUGUAAUUGCCAAUUUUGACCACUGGGUGGGGAAUAAGCGCAAUGUUACUGUGAUAGACCUAUGGAGAAAAAAAACACACAAAAACAAAUAUUAAUGUUUUUAAAGGAGGACAAAUAGACUACCUUUCCCAGCAUUCCUGUCUCAGGUCUCAGGGAAGAAGGAGUCUACAGUUCUGGGCAGGGCUGAGUUUAACUUUUUAGAUGUUUUUAUUUUGAGCCAGUAUUAAAAGGUGGAGGGUCUGCAAACGAGCUGAACAACAUUACCAGAUUCUUUCACCGGGUUUUGUGCCAUGUUUCAAUUUUUAUUUAAUGCUUUCCAUUCUUUAUCCCUCAUAAAAGAAAACUGUAACCUGCAACACAUACAGAGCCCCAAAGUGGUCAACGUCAAAUCAGUAAAAGACUUAAACUGACUUCAUAGAAAUAGGGAUCAAUUGUUUAAAAUAUAACAGUGAACCACAUUUUUUUUUUUAAAUAGUUUAAAUGGAAGGAAAUCACAUGCAAAAACCCAAUUUUUAAGUUUGAUUUCAUACACAAAAAUAUAUUAUUUCAGGUUAGGUUUUUAAGAGAUGUUUUUGUUUGUUUAGCACAAGUAGCAUUUAAUUAUUAUUUUUGUAAUGAUGUAUCAUAACGUACGGAUGCCCUUAGGGGACAUUCUGCCAGAAAAUAAUUGAUUGUAAAAAAUAACCAUUCAAACUUAAUCCGAGAAAUAGUUUUAAGAAAGAAAAUAUUAUUAUUUUUUUUUUAAUCAAACUCAUCUCAGAAAGAGCAAUCCAGAAAUCUUCUGCAGUAAUUUAAGUAACUUUUAAUGUGACGUUGACCACAUUGAGGCUCUCCUUUUCAAUCAAACUUUUCUUUAUUUGCUUUUGCACGGUCUGAAUGGGUAGAGAAAAAUACAAACAUCUGGUCGCUUCCUGCAGCCGCAACCAUCCAGACAGGUGGAUAAUAAAUCAGCUGAUCUACCGCCACCUGUCACAUGACCCCUCCAUUCAUCAUCUCUGCUGCAGGACGCUGAUCUCAGUGUGAUCUGAUGCUGUCUGUCAUGUCUACCUCAUUUGCACUGAUAGUAAAAGAAUGUUUGAGUGCAGAAAAUCAAAGCAUAUUUCUAGUGUGCUGACUAAAACAUUAGUUUCUUUUUCUGUAUUUGUGCAAAUGUUGCUGAGAAGUUUUAUGAAAGCAGGGAGAGACAGGGAAGUGGAAGGUGGAUUUAAAGGACGGGCUGGACUUUAAAAAAAAAAAAAAAAAGAUCCCUCUUGGAGAUACUAUAGAGACACUGCUGGGGGAAAACAAGCCAGCCAACAUCGUGUGAUCUUUGUGGAGGGACAUGUUUCUGCUGGAACUCUGCCCAUCCUCAAAAACACCUGGAAAACAUUCAAGAUGUGAGAUUUCAGUUUGCCAACUUUGUUUUUCUUUUUUAUGCAUUAUUUUGUACAGAGUUUCAGUGCUGACCAUUCCUCAGUUGUGUUAUGUUUGCCAAUUAAAGCUGCACUGCGGAGUCUGAAAUCACCAACAGAAAGACAAAUAGAUGUAGAUUAAAGCUGUUUCUUAUGUUGGUUCACUAAUAGCAGAUAAACAAAUGUGCAGUUCACUGACGUAUGGAUUUCUGUGUUGGUAUCUGCUUAACUCAAAGGAUUAUGUUUAUGUUUGCUCAGAUAAGACUGCUGACGAAGUUCAGACUGAAGCUUUGCUUGAUAAAAUGGCUCUCAUGAUUUCUCUAAACUCACCAAAAUAUCUGGAGAGUUGAGCUGGCAACAGUUAUUGAUCAAUACUUUUUCAAUAGAAUACCAGAAACGUUUAGUUUGAGAUCUGUUGAAGGUGAGAAUUUGCAGCUUUUCUCAGUUGGUUUAUCUCGGUAAACAGUACUGUUGGAGGUAGAUAACAAUAGUUUUACAACAAUCAAGAGUAAAACGUGGGAUCUUUAGAAAUCAACUGCAGGUUAAUCAUUUAUGAACAGAUUUGCACACAGCACUGGAUAAGCCAUUCAUGGCUCAUUAUGAUAAUGAUUUUCAAGAGUUAAAUCUGGAGCAUUAAGAGCGGUUUGGAAUUUUAGCCAUGACUUUGAUGACUGAGAACCUACACAGACAUUAAGCGACCUGACAUCUAAAAAACUGAAGCAAAUUAAUCCAGAAGAAAAGCAACUAUCAAGCAAACAUGAAACGUGACGUGAAUUAGCCCGUGUUAAGAAGCUGCUUGUUUCACAGCCUGUCUGUUGAUUCGAUAGCAAACGAGAUUUCCCAGAAUGCAGAGCAGUGAUUCCUUCUUUUUUUCCUUGUGGGUCCAUAUGUUUACUUUUGUUUAAAAUGUUUCUGCUCCUGUCUCCAGUUCUACUGGCAGGAACCCCCACCCCCCACCCCCCUAAAGGUAGAGACUGUCCCCAGCUGUUUGGGGCCAGCAGCUCAACAAUCACAUAAACUGACAGGGAGCUCAGCUGUGAGGAUGAAGACGGUGAUGAUGAGGACGAUGAGAAGAGUUGGUGUUGAGUGGAUGUGUGUAAGGAGACAUGGAUGGGUUAAAAACUGUUUUGACAGCAGGGGACAGAGUUUAAAAAAAAAAGUUCAGGUUCAAUGCAAAUGUUUGGAGGAGUGUUGAGAAAUGACUUGUACAGAAACGUAAAAAAAAAUAAUUUUUGAGAAAUAAAUGAACAAAAACUGAAA